AUUUUUUGAUGAACAUUUUUUAGCAUACACGGGGUUAGAAUGUGCAUAUGGAUGUUAUGCAGUUAUGCUUGGCACAUUAAUUUCUUUUCAAAGAGCCACACAAAGACCAACAGUGGAAAUCACACAGGGGUUGUUUGGAUUCCAGCGUUUUCUCCGCCACACACGGCUAAUCGCAGUGUUUCCUUUGUAAAAAAAUUGGCGUUUUGCUCCACACGCCAAUAUCCAAACAACCCCGUAGUGUAAGAUGAAAAAACUAAACAAAAAAUUGAAUACGCUGUGAUUUGUUAAUUUUUUUUCGAAAAUGUAUACUCUGUGAUUUUAUAUAAAAAUAUUAUGUUUCAGUGAAAUCUCAACAACAAUCAAGGGGUUAUAUCUUUUUAACUUUGGCUCAAGAUCCUGAGUAUCAUUUGGCACAGGUAUUAAUAUGUCUCUUCCUCUACAUUUUCUUUUCCUUUUUGAGCUUGAACUUUAUUCCGUAAAUCUUUGGAGUAAACUAAACAUGCCUUUCUGUACAAUUUUUAAUAUCAAACUUUCAUUUUUUUCAAGCUUAAAUAGCUAGUAGGUUUUUUUUAUAUAGUAAUAGGUAAAAUGAUCAACAUAUAGUUACAAAAAAACACUGGCAGACAUUUAGUUAUGAUGCUGAUUACUGGUACAGAGCUUUUAAUAGUAAUUAAAUAAGUAAUUAAUUAAAAUACAUCAAAUUUCAAAUUUUAAAGCAAAACAAAAUCUCAGAUCAAAUGCUAUGCUACUCUAUAUUAAAUUUGCAGAUUGCCGAUGCCGUUGUUGUUGCUAAACACCUUGGAGCUACACUUGUCCUUCCAAACAUAAAAGGAAAUGAACCAGGGAAGAAAAGGAAGUUUGGUGAUAUCUAUGAUGUGAAGAAGUUUGUUGAAAGCCUGGAUAAGAAAGUGCCUCUAGUUAUGGAUCAUCAAGCAACAGAAAUAUCCAACCAAAAGGUUAACAAAGUGAAGGUUCCUAACAUGGUUUCCAAAGAGUUCAUCAGCUCAAAAGUUGAGCCAGUAUUCAAGAGCACGCCAAAUAUAAGGAUUGCCACUUACUUCCCAGCAUCAAUGGAACAAACAAGAAAACUAAAUCCAUAUGCAUGCCUGGCUGUGUUUGACACCCUCAAGUUGAGGCCGGAAUUGCAAGAAUCUAUAGACACAAUGGUAUUAACACUAAGAAGUCUCAGUUCCCAUUCACAAGGCCGAUUUGUCGCGGUUGAUUAUAGGGUGGAGAGCCUACCCGAAGGCGGUAGUAAGUGUCCUGACAGUGAAACAUCAACCCAAAACUGCAUUGAUGCCAAUGAUAUAGUUAUGCAUUUACAAAAGAUCGGUUUUCCCAGAGAAACAACCAUUUAUUUGACACUAAAUGGGUGGGAUUCAAGCCUUGAACAUUUCCGAAAAGCCUUUCCCAACACUUACACCAAGGAUGUAAUCAUCCCUUCGAACGACAAGUCAAAGUUCUUGGAUCCUGAACAUCCUGAACUCAGACAGAUUGUGGACAUAUAUAUAUCUUCAAUGGCAGAUGUUUAUGUACCCACAUCAUCAAACAUGUUUAAUGACAACAUUGUGGCAAGGAGAAUCGCAGCUGGAAAGACCCGAGUUCUUGUGCCAGGCAAGGGAUCAUCGGACUCUGCAGAUGACUAUGUUCCUGCCUACAUAUCCAUGAAAAGGCAUUGGGCAUAUUCAUGCUUUUGUUGAUCAAAUCAAUUAAGUCAAAAUAAUGGAUGUUUGAUAAGGUGAUGAAUAAUAAGGACAGAAUGUCCAAGUUAAGUAACUAUCUAUCCAUCUACCGCCUUGUAAGUUUUUUUUUUUUUUGAGGGAUACCGCCUUGUAAGUUGAUAACAGUUAUAAGGGUCAAGUCUUAAAUCUUGUGAAAUGUUCAUAUGCACCUAAGUUUGAUCUUUUUCAACAUAUGUGUUGUUCAGAAAGUAUUGCAUUGAAUUAAUUAGAAUGCCUCAAUUCAUU
Cuscuta epithymum is the source of this 1967-nucleotide messenger RNA. Lineage: Eukaryota; Viridiplantae; Streptophyta; Magnoliopsida; Solanales; Convolvulaceae. The record is from the annotation of a GenBank genome assembly.